AUGCUUUUACUUACUUUCAUAUCUACGCAAUCUCUCUUUACAUUUUUUUUUAGUAAUUCAGUUCUUAUCCUUUUUUCCCCUCCUCCUCUUCCUCUUCAUCAUCAUAUUUUUCUUUUUCUUUCUUUCGUUUUUUUCUUUUUUUCUUUCUUUCAUUCAUUCAUUUAUUCUUUCGUUCGUUCUUUCUUUCUUCUCUAUUAUUUAUUCAUUGCUCAUUGUUAUUCUUUCCUUUUUCGUUCUUUCUUGCGUUCUUUCUUUCCUUCUUUCUUUCUUCUCCAUAAUUUAUUCACCGGUCAUUGUCAUUCCUUCUUUCUUUCUUUCUUUAGUUAUUUCUUUAGUUCUCUUUUUCAUUCUUUCUUUCUUUUCUUUCGUCUGUAUUAUUUAUUCACUGGUCAUUGUUAUUAUUUCUUUCGUUCUUUCUUUCUUUCUUUGUUUCAUUCUUUCUUGCCUUUCUUUCUUCUGUGUUAUUUAUUCACAGGUUAUUGUUAUUUUUUCUCAACUAUUUCUUGCCUUUUCAUUCAUUCUUUCUUCCAUUUUUUCUUACAUUCUCUCUCUUGUUCUUUCCUUCUUCUCUAUUCUUUAUUCAUUGGUAAUGAUUAUUCUUCCUUUCUUUUCUUCUCUUACUUUCUUUCACAUCAUCGAUUCUUCUUCUUCUUCUUCUUCCUCCUCCUCUUCUUCUUCUUCUUCUUUUUUCUAUUUUUAUCAUUAAUAAUUCUAUUUCUUUUUUUUCUGUUCUUUUAUUUUCUUUCUUUUUCUUUUUUUCUUUCUUUUUCUUCUCUUUUCUCGGAACCAAUCAAUUCUCUCUCUUCACAUCUAUCUAUCUAUCUAUCUAUCUAUCUAUCUAUCUAUCUAUCUAUCUAUCUCAGUCUUCUCAGUAUCUAUCUAUCUAUCUAUCUAUCUAUCUAUCUGUCUAUCUAUCUAUCUAUCUCAGUUGUUUUAUAUCUAAGACUGGUCAUAUCUAUCUAUCUAUCCAUCUAUCUGUCUAUCUAUCUAUCUAUCUAUCUAUCUAUUUCAAGUAUAAGUUUACUCGUUAUAUUUCCUGCAUAA
Acanthosepion pharaonis is the source of this 1044-nucleotide messenger RNA. Lineage: Eukaryota; Metazoa; Mollusca; Cephalopoda; Sepiida; Sepiidae. The record is from the annotation of a GenBank genome assembly.